Messenger RNA from Gigantopelta aegis, 1440 nucleotides. RefSeq names its product ribosomal RNA processing protein 36 homolog. Lineage: Eukaryota; Metazoa; Mollusca; Gastropoda; Neomphalida; Peltospiridae. The transcript is spliced from 10 exons. Gene Ontology annotation, biological process: maturation of SSU-rRNA from tricistronic rRNA transcript (SSU-rRNA, 5.8S rRNA, LSU-rRNA). The coding region runs from base 101 to 1306 and encodes 401 amino acids. Gene Ontology annotation, cellular component: nucleolus; 90S preribosome. The record is from RefSeq and is a predicted model, not a curated record.
AAAGAAACCAGAGAAGUUCAAGUUGGUUUGGAUUUUCAGCCCAUGGUAGCAAAUUUACCACUUAUUUCCCAAAACACCCCAAAAAACUUGACAAGCAGUAAUGAUAUCAAGUGAUGAGAGUUCCAGUGAUGAUGGUGGUUUUAAAGAAUCCAAUAAAACCGGCAGUGAACAUGGAAAGAAAAAACCACAAAAUAUUCACAAAAAUGUCAAAACACAAAUUGUGUGUGAAACUGUGGUAAAUAACAGAAGGGAUAAAAAGAAAAUGUGCAAAUCUGAUUUCAUAAAAUCUGCCACAGAUUCAUCAUUAGAUUCAGACAACUUGUUGGACAUUUCAUCUAUGAAAAAACAAAAAUUGAAAAAAAGACGCCUUCAUAAUUUUCCAAGUGAGGUUCAUUCUCCCAUGAAAAGAAAUAAACUUAAAGAUGAAUCUUGUUCUAGUUUGUCAGAAAACGAAGAACCAAGUACAUCACAAAGAAAAAGAAGAAGAAAAAAACUGAAAAAGAAAAUAUUGACACAGGAUGAUUCUGAUGAAUGUUCUGAUAAAGAGAUUGGUGAAGUGGAUCAUUCCGAUGAAGCCACUAUCCAACAUGUACAGAAUUUGGACGACGGUAUCGAAGACGAAAAUGAUAGUGAUGUCCAAGAAGAUGAAUUUGCAGCUAUUAAAAAAGAACUGUCUGAGAUGUCAUUUGAGGAACGUGCAAAACUCCGUGAUAAACUUGGUAUUAAGGUAUAUAACCAGGUUGUUCAUGGGGAAAGAAAACAAAGACCUGAAAAGAAUAUGAAGAGAACAUUCAAACGUGAAAACAAAAACAGACCAGUGGAGUUAUCAUCCAAAAAACGUACUCCAUUCCUCCGAAACGUUAUACCAGUGAAGAAGAAGAUUAUUCGGGAUCCAAGAUUUGAUGACUUAUCUGGGGAGUUCAACGAACAUCUCUUCAAACAGUCAUAUGGUUUUAUUGAUGAUAUAAAGGCAAAAGAAAAACAGAAACUGGAAAAACUACUGAGGAAGGAAAAAGACAGCAAAAAGAAAGAAAACAUAAAGUUUCUGCUUAAUCGAAUGAGGCAGGAGGAAGUAGCUGAGAAGAAGAAGAAGGAGCGUCGUAGUUUGGAGAAGCAGUGGAAGAAGAAAGAGAUGACAAUGGUUCAUGAUGGCAAAACACCAUUCUUCCUCAAGAAAGGGGACUUGAAAAAGAUGGAACUGGCUGAAAAAUAUAAGGAACUUCAGAAAAGUGGAAAACUGGACAACUAUUUGAGCAAAAAGAGAAAGAAAAAUGCAAGCAAAGAGAAAAAGAAACUCCCAACAUGAAAAUGGAUUCUGAAUCCUGAAUGAAAUUCAGUGUUACUGACAGUGGCAUACAUUUGUAUUUAUGGUGUGUUCAUUGAUGUUUUAAAAAUGUGUGAGAAGUCUACCUAAGAAAAUAAACAUGUAUUUAUGAAAAA